Molecule: messenger RNA, 2577 nt
Organism: Myripristis murdjan (pinecone soldierfish)
Lineage: Eukaryota; Metazoa; Chordata; Actinopteri; Holocentriformes; Holocentridae
Gene: tamm41
Product: TAM41 mitochondrial translocator assembly and maintenance homolog
Exons: 8
Coding region: 248-1279 (343 amino acids)
Biological process (GO): CDP-diacylglycerol biosynthetic process; cardiolipin biosynthetic process
Cellular component (GO): mitochondrion
Molecular function (GO): phosphatidate cytidylyltransferase activity
Source: RefSeq, a predicted model, not a curated record
GUGACGCACAUUUCAGCCGACACACUGCUUGGCUCUCACAGCUUGAUGAGUAAAAUUAAACGGUACUACAGAUAAAUUGUUGUACGAAUCGAGGGCUGCUGUUAGUGUUUUGAGGGCAUCGGCCCGUUAGUCCGAAAUGGCCCUGUUUCUUUAUGCGCAGGGAUUUUCUUGAUCCAUGUCAGUUCUUCGGUUAUUCCUGUCAAAAUAGUAGCUACCGUCACCGCUUGCCAGCCACCAGAGCACAAACAUGACUCUUCCAGCUCUGCAGAACACCGGCGUGCUUUACAGAAGGAUUUUGUCCCAAUUUCCUCAAGACAUUAGUCUGGCGUUUGCCUAUGGGUCCGGUGUUUUCAAGCAACACGGCACCAGUCAAGGUCAAAUGGGGAGGAACAUGCUAGACUUUGUGUUUGCAGUGGACGACCCAGUGACUUGGCACACCAUGAAUCUGCUGCAGAAUCGCAAACACUACUCCAUCCUAAAACUGCUGGGGCCCACAAAGAUCAGCUCCAUCCAGAACGACCACGGGGCCGCAGUGUACUAUAAUACGCUGGUGCCUGUGGAUGGAAGGGUAAUUAAAUAUGGUGUGAUCAGCACAGAGUCUCUGAUUGAUGACUUGAUGCACUGGAAGACCAUGUACAUCGCUGGACGCCUGCACAAACCAGUGAAGAUGCUGGUGCAGGGUGAGAACGGGAAGCUGCGCGCUGCUCUGGUGGGCAACCUCAAGAGUGCCGUGACAGCCUCCUUCCUCAUGCUGCCUGAGAGCUUCACUGAAGAAGACCUCUUCCUGCAGAUCGCUGGCCUCUCCUAUGCUGGGGAUUUCAGGAUGGUGAUUGGGGAGGAUAAAUCCAAGGUGGCCAAUAUUGUCAAAGACAACAUUCAGCACUUCAGGAUACUGUACAGCAACAUCCUACAGGACUGUCCUCAGGUGGUCUACAAGCCUCAGCAGGGAAAACUAGAGGUAGACAAGAGCCCCGAGGGCCAGUUUGUGCAGCUGAUGGCGUUGCCUCGGACCCUGCAGCAGAGGAUCACACGGCUGGUUGACCCACCGGGGAAGAACCGAGACGUGGAAGAGAUCCUGCUGCAGGUGGCUCAGGACCCAGACUGUGGAGCUGUUGUACAGCAAGGUAUCUCAUCAAUUGUGAAGUCCUCCAGUAUAACACAGAGUCUCAAAGGCAUUGCCACAGCAGGCUUGUGGAAGACGGUGUCGUACAGCUCCAAGAAACUGAUAAAAAUGUGGAGGGGAUGGAGGAGGAAGCCCUCUGUCCCGCAGCCGUCCUGAUCCUGUCUGUCUGUCAGACACUUGUUAACAUGUGUGACUGUCAGACAGACAAGAACUUGACAUCAGGCACCCGUCUAUCCCUCUGACUUCACCCUGAUGAACUUCUGUUCCACCAGUCACACGCUAACCUUUGGUUGUAUCACUCCAUAGCCCCGGGGGGAUCACUGACCAUGCAUAAGGCUGUGUUUGGCAAGUGUUAGUCUUGAAUCACAGCCGACCCUUUUAUAAAUGGAUGACAGUUACAUUGACUGACAAGACGGUGCUGAAUGUGCUGCAUUUUCAGCCAAAAGGCUCUGCAAAGUGGCACUAAAUCAAUGUGGAAUAGACAGUGUGCUUCAAGGAGUAAAAGUAUAUUGAAGGAAAUGUGUGUGGUUGUAAUUGCUGUCAAAAUUGCCAGUCUAAAAUGCCUGUCUGCCAUGUCCCUGAGGAAGAGGUUUUGGACAGUAUCUGUCACAUUUAAUAUAUAUUCACUACACUGCCUAGCAAGAGUGAAAGAUGAGAGGGAGAGAUGGUGCCAACUACAGUGCUGAAUUUCUGUAGAAAAUAAUAUUUCUGUGGAGAUUUUUUUUUUCUGACAUUUAACAUAUGCUUUAUUUCCCCUAGAGCAAAAAUAAUUUCACUUUGUUAUCAUAUUAUUGCCCCAUAGAUGGUUGUUUAGUUAAGAUAUGGUGCCAUUUUUGGAUAUUGCACCAUAUCAGUUUUAUGUUACUGACAAGUAUUUGGCCCUGGCCCUGCUGUGGAGAAGGUGCUACUGGGUGCCCAUGACACGAUGGACUGGUGCUACACAUUUUUACACACACACAAAAACACACAAACACACUUAUCCAUCACUCCCUUCUCCAUCCUCCCUCGUUCCCCGGCAACAAUCUCAAAAAUCUAAUCUCUUAACCUGAAAAAAUUGUUAACAGUAUUUUAAGCCGAUUUCUGAUUAUUUAUCAACUGAAAAUAAGAACACACUUUUUAAAAAAUGUAGAAGAUGCAAAACAACCAUUGCAGGAGCCACAUUUCUCAGGAGGAUUGUCGUGAGUGGCACAGUAUCUACAGAACAAGAACUGUUUCCUCUUUGCAGUCAGAAACUGUUUAAUGCAUGUCUCUGUUCAGCUCCCCAUCAUUUCCUAUUAAUAUGACCUGUUCUUCUCAAGGCCCCCGGUCCCUUAGCGGGCAGAUGCAUGGGUUGGCUCUGCAUGGACACGGUGCUCUGACUCCGUUGUCCUUUCACUGACUUGUUCAGCUGCUUUAGUGUUUUAAUGUGCAUUGCAGUUACAUGAAAUGCGUUUAAUAAACAUUUCUAACAGGUU